AGAUUGUCCAGUUCUUCACUGCGGUCCAAGAUUUGCCAGGUUCUUCUCCCAGUUCCAGUGGUGCUACCAGACUAACUCUCCAUCAUGUGCGAAGAGGAGGUUGCUGCUCUCGUCGUCGACAAUGGCUCCGGCAUGUGCAAGGCCGGCUUUGCGGGCGACGACGCGCCCAGGGCCGUCUUCCCGUCCAUCGUGGGCCGCCCCAGGUACCAGGGCGUCAUGGUCGGCAUGGGACAGAAGGACGCCUAUGUCGGUGACGAGGCGCAGAGCAAGAGAGGCAUCCUGACCACCAAGUAUCCCAUCGAGCACGGCAUCGUCACCAACUGGGACGACAUGGAGAAGAUCUGGCACCACACCUUCUACAACGAGCUGCGUGUGGCCCCCGAAGAGCACCCCGUGCUGCUGUCCGAGGCUCCCCUCAACCCCAAGGCCAACAGGGAGAAGAUGACCCAGAUCAUGUUCGAGACCUUCAACACCCCGGCCAUGUACGUGGCCAUCCAGGCCGUCUUGUCUCUCUACGCCUCCGGCCGCACCACUGGUAUCGUGCUGGACACCGGCGACGGAGUCACCCACAACGUGCCCAUCUAUGAAGGCUACGCCCUGCCGCACGCCAUCCUGCGUCUGGACCUGGCCGGCCGGGACCUGACAGACUACCUGAUGAAGAUCCUGACCGAGCGCGGAUACUCCUUCGUCACAACGGCCGAGAGAGAAAUCGUCCGUGACGUGAAGGAGAAGCUGUGCUACAUCGCCCUGGACUUCGAGCAGGAGAUGGCCACCGCCGCCGCCACCUCCAGCCUGGAGAAGAGCUACGAGCUGCCGGACGGACAGGUCAUCACCGUCGGCAACGAGAGGUUCCGCUGCCCCGAGACCCUGUUCCAGCCUUCCUUCAUCGGGAUGGAGUCUGCCGGCAUCCACGAGGGCACCUACAACAGCAUCAUGAAGUGCGACAUCGACAUCCGUAAGGACCUGUACGCCAACAACGUGCUGUCCGGCGGCUCCAGCAUGUACCCCGGCCUGGCCGACCGUCUGCAGAAGGAAGUCACCGCCCUGGCCCCCAGCACCAUGAAGAUCAAGAUCGUCGCUCCUCCCGAGAGGAAGUACUCCGUCUGGAUCGGCGGCUCCAUCCUGGCCUCCCUGUCCACCUUCCAGCAGAUGUGGAUCGCCAAGCAGGAGUACGACGAGUCCGGCCCCGCCAUUGUCCACCGCAAGUGCUUCCUCUCCAUCAUGUGCGAAGAGGAGGUUGCUGCUCUCGUCGUCGACAAUGGCUCCGGCAUGUGCAAGGCCGGCUUUGCGGGCGACGACGCGCCCAGGGCCGUCUUCCCGUCCAUCGUGGGCCGCCCCAGGUACCAGGGCGUCAUGGUCGGCAUGGGACAGAAGGACGCCUAUGUCGGUGACGAGGCGCAGAGCAAGAGAGGCAUCCUGACCACCAAGUAUCCCAUCGAGCACGGCAUCGUCACCAACUGGGACGACAUGGAGAAGAUCUGGCACCACACCUUCUACAACGAGCUGCGUGUGGCCCCCGAAGAGCACCCCGUGCUGCUGUCCGAGGCUCCCCUCAACCCCAAGGCCAACAGGGAGAAGAUGACCCAGAUCAUGUUCGAGACCUUCAACACCCCGGCCAUGUACGUGGCCAUCCAGGCCGUCUUGUCUCUCUACGCCUCCGGCCGCACCACCGGUAUCGUGCUGGACACCGGCGAUGGAGUCACCCACAACGUGCCCAUCUAUGAAGGCUACGCCCUGCCGCACGCCAUCCUGCGUCUGGACCUGGCCGGCCGGGACCUGACAGACUACCUGAUGAAGAUCCUGACCGAGCGCGGAUACUCCUUUGUCACAACGGCCGAGAGAGAAAUCGUCCGUGACGUGAAGGAGAAGCUUUGCUACAUCGCCCUGGACUUCGAGCAGGAGAUGGCCACCGCCGCCGCCACCUCCAGCCUGGAGAAGAGCUACGAGCUGCCGGACGGACAGGUCAUCACCGUCGGCAACGAGAGGUUCCGCUGCCCCGAGACCCUGUUCCAGCCUUCCUUCAUCGGCAUGGAGUCUGCCGGCAUCCACGAGGGCACCUACAACAGCAUCAUGAAGUGCGACAUCGACAUCCGUAAGGACCUGUACGCCAACAACGUGCUGUCCGGCGGCUCCAGCAUGUACCCCGGCCUGGCCGACCGUCUGCAGAAGGAAGUCACCGCCCUGGCCCCCAGCACCAUGAAGAUCAAGAUCGUCGCUCCUCCCGAGAGGAAGUACUCCGUGUGGAUCGGCGGCUCCAUCCUGGCCUCCCUGUCCACCUUCCAGCAGAUGUGGAUCGCCAAGCAGGAGUACGACGAGUCCGGCCCCGCCAUUGUCCACCGCAAGUGCUUCUAAAUAUUUCCCUAUCUUUUUAAGAACUAUUUGUACCAAAUUGUAGCUAUCUCUGUUCAAAAGCAAUUUAUCAGUGUCAUUCUGCCUCAAGGCGACUUCUCUAAGCAACCCUCUUUGACCCCGUAACAAAAGAAACCAGAGUGACAAUGGGUUUUGUCUGACCACCACGGAAGGAAAAAAGGCAGUUAGUAAUGUUUAUGAUGUAUGGAGAUAUUUAAGAAAGGUCUUUUAGAAGGAAUUAUAAGCAAGUACUGGAAUGAGUGAGAUUGGCUGUCGAAUUAAAUGUGAAGUAUCCUGCCUUCCUUUGUUAUAGUAAAGGAAGGUAGUUCGACCAAAGACAAAAUUAUUGUUGUCGCUCUUUAGUUUUCAAACGCUCGAGCACAUCCCCCAACCUUACCUACAACAACUGUUUGUCAGGAGUAUAUAACACUGUACUUAUAACACAACCUACGAGUAUCUGUAGCAAAUGUUUGGGGAACAGCCGCCUUCAUCACGGGUACCGGUGAUGCAGUCGGCUUACACUUUGCCGCAAGGCGGCGUUACGGCAAUGUGUGUUCCCAAGAGUUGACUAGGUAAACAUGCUUAGGUCGUGUUGUAUGUGUCUGUUCACGGUGUUUAAUAAAUUGUUGGUCAUGUUAUAA
This is a messenger RNA of Branchiostoma belcheri (Belcher's lancelet), 2990 nucleotides long. RefSeq lists its product as uncharacterized. The coding region runs from base 85 to 2352 and encodes 755 amino acids. The transcript is spliced from 5 exons. Lineage: Eukaryota; Metazoa; Chordata; Leptocardii; Amphioxiformes; Branchiostomatidae. The record is from RefSeq and is a predicted model, not a curated record.